Messenger RNA from Heterobasidion irregulare TC 32-1, 727 nucleotides. RefSeq lists its product as uncharacterized. Gene Ontology annotation, molecular function: DNA-binding transcription factor activity, RNA polymerase II-specific; RNA polymerase II cis-regulatory region sequence-specific DNA binding. NCBI's taxonomy places the organism in Eukaryota, Fungi, Basidiomycota, Agaricomycetes, Russulales, Bondarzewiaceae. The annotation marks the transcript as partial. The transcript has a single exon. Gene Ontology annotation, biological process: cell differentiation; anatomical structure morphogenesis; regulation of transcription by RNA polymerase II. The record is from RefSeq and is a predicted model, not a curated record.
AGACACUCGUUCAUCGACGCGUUCACCGACACUGUUCCAGACGGCCAAGUCAACAAGUACAGGCAUCGCGAACAGGCACGCAGCACGUGGUUCGUCGGCGACGUGACGGCAAACAUGGACCCACACCACUCACCACCGUACUACGCGCUACAACCCGACCCGCCCUUAUACACCUUCUUGCCACCGUCUCCUCUCUCCUCAUAUCCUCCAUCACCUCUACUUUACUUACCUCUCACUGUCACUCUCACGUCCUCUGAACCCAUGUCUGGCCCUACCCGCACGGCGCGUCCCACGGGCGCCAACCCCCCUAGGCCACCCAAUGCCUGGAUCCUAUACCGCUCCGACAGACUUCGUGCGCUGCCACCCGUUGCACCGGGAGCCCCACGUCGCCCACAAUCCGAAAUCUCCAAGGAAAUCGCUCGUAUGUGGAAAAAUGAGGCAGAAGAGACGAAGUCCGAGUACGAGAGGAGGGCUGAGUUGGCCAAGGCAGAACACGCGCGACAGUAUCCCAACUACCGCUUCUGCCCAAUGAAGAAAGCCGACAAAGACAAGCUUCGUGAAGAGGCGAAAGCUGAAAAGGAGAGAGUCAAGGCCGAGACUCGCAAGGCGCGUCAGCGUAGCGUCUAUCCGUAUCCAACGGGCGCGUCGAUCGCGUCGUCUUCCACCCCGUACUUCGAGUACAUGCCUGCACCAUUAUGGGGGCCCGAGGGAUCUCGUGGCAUCCCAG